Caenorhabditis bovis is the source of this 1188-nucleotide messenger RNA. The record is from the annotation of a GenBank genome assembly. NCBI's taxonomy places the organism in Eukaryota, Metazoa, Nematoda, Chromadorea, Rhabditida, Rhabditidae.
AUGCAGUGCAAUGAUUCGGAAAUAUUCGAUAUCACCAAGAAUUCCACCGUGAGAUUCAUCGAAAGUCUCUACGAAUUUCGAUACCAAUACUCCCAAGUCCAUCCAUACAUUUCGCUGGUGCUAUGUGUGAUGGGUCUCGCCGCGAAUGUUGUCCACGUUUUGGUGCUGACACGACCAAGAAUGCGACACUCAUCGGUGCACACCGUGCUAGUUUGCAUUGCGAUUUGUGAUAUGGGCACGAUGACGUCAUACCUGACCUACAUUACCCGCUUUGAGUUUUUCGCCGAUCACGAAGGCUACGCCUAUAUGUGGGCCGUAUUUCUCAAAUGUCACGCGAUGAUCUCAAUCGCGCUUCACGCCAUCACCCUCUAUUUGGUGGUGCUGAUGGCGUUCAUCCGAUUGACGGCGAUGAAUGUCGGCACAUCGCAAUGGUUGGACCAUUCGCGAGCAUUAGUUGUCGCCAGCCUAAUCGCCAUGUUUGUAUUUAUAAUGUGCGUUCCGACACUUUUGGCUCAUCAGAUUAACGAGACGGCUCGCGGAAUUGCGUCGCGCGGAUUUUACGUCAAAUACAGCGUCGGCUUCUCAACAAUGAUGCUCAAUCACGGAUGUCUUCCGAUGAAGGCCAACCUAUGGCUGACAGGAAUUUUUCUAAAAGCGAUUCCCUGCUUCCUGCUCUUCUCAUUCACAAUUGUCCUAAUAAGGAAAUUAAAGGAAAACAACGAGAAGCGCAAGAAUCUCGUCAAAGAGGAACGAGCGAAGCGUCGCGGAGAUUUGACGACCUACAUGCUUCUUCUCAUGGUGGCUGUCUUUCUGAUCACCGAACUUCCGCAGGGAAUCAUGGCGGUUUUCAAUGCCUUGUACACCACCCAAUUCCAUCAAAUGGUCUAUCUGAAUCUUGCCGAUGUUCUCGACUUAUUAUCCUUGAUAAAUUGCUAUGUCGCAUUUUUGGUCUAUUGCUUCACAUCGAGCCGAUAUCGUCAAACAUUGCUCGGACUGCUCCCAAUUUUCAAAAUGCCUUAUUCGGGCUUCUCGACUCGUCAGGGAACACUGAAAACCAGUCGGCAAUCGAUGAAGGCAAAACCAGCGGCGCAUCGCACAAUUUCGGCGGAAAUUGCCAAAUCGCCGCUGAUUGGUGCUCAGCGAGCCCGAACGAAUACCUCGCCAUUAACAAUUGCCAAUGAUAUUUAA